CUCUUGCUUCUUCACCAUUUGGGCAAUUCUCAUCUCCGAUCCUUCCUUUGUGCAACCGAUAAGAAUCUACAGUACAUAUGAUGACGCAUGAUACGCAUUGUGGCUAGAAUUUCUGUGUGCAAAGACCAGAAUAGAUGGGUGAGGUUCUUACCCGCUUAAAUGCAAUCUUGUCACUCUACCUGAACAUGCAAGCACGGCGAGUUGGUAGGUUGUAUGGAACAUUCAUUAAACCCACCUCAAACCUAAUCCUUGGUUCUUUUGCCUCUGUCUUGCCAAGUUGCUCGGCAUACUCUUUUUGGCCUUGUCAUUAUAUUCUGCAUACUUUCCUUGUUCUAUGGGCCACACAUAUCGAAAUUAAGGCUCUAAUGCAGCACAGUCGGGCGAGCUUGAUGUUGUGCUCUGUGUGUGUGGAGAGAGAGAGACAGGUUUGAACUUUGUUAGAUUUAGUAUAUUAUGAAUUGCUUCUCGCC
Molecule: messenger RNA, 470 nt
Organism: Meira miltonrushii
Lineage: Eukaryota; Fungi; Basidiomycota; Exobasidiomycetes; Exobasidiales; Brachybasidiaceae
Exons: 1
Coding region: 135-431 (98 amino acids)
Source: RefSeq, a predicted model, not a curated record